AUGAUACCACGACAAGCUCCCGAUAUAAGCAAGGCUCAUUUCUGCAGCAGCAGGUCGCUUUACUGCAACAAACAUUUCGAGAUUUUCGUGCAUUCAGAUAUGUGGUUUGAAGUCUUAGCAGCUGCUGCUUUGAUUUUUUCCACCUUCGGACAUGGACCUGGCAUGGGGAUGUCUGUGAGACCAGGAGCUAUGGGAGCGCUUGGUGGGCCAAGAAUGGGACCAGGAGGAAUGCAACCGGGAAUGGGAGGCCGUAGACCUGGAUUCGGAGGAGAGGGCCCUUUCAAUGGCAGACGUGACUUUGGAGGACGGGAUCGUUUCGACGGCAGACGUGACUUUGGAGGACGGGAUCGUUUCGACGGCAGACGUGACUUUGGAGGACGGGAUCGUUUCGACGGCAGACGUGACUUUGGAGGACGGGAUCGUUUCAACGGCAAAAAUGGAUUUGGUGGAGGAGAUCGUUUUAAUGGCAGAAACGGACUUAGAGGAGAAAACCGUUUCAAUAAAAGAAGACGCUAAAGGAUGGAAAGUCCAAAGCGAGGAUACUGGUAACCUCGUGAUUCCACCAGUUUGCAUCAAAUAAAGUUGAAACUCUCAAUUUUUCCAACCUC
Molecule: messenger RNA, 608 nt
Organism: Cylicocyclus nassatus
Lineage: Eukaryota; Metazoa; Nematoda; Chromadorea; Rhabditida; Strongylidae
Source: the annotation of a GenBank genome assembly